Messenger RNA from Aspergillus viridinutans, 2766 nucleotides. Its product is annotated as STE11 family mitogen-activated protein kinase kinase kinase. The transcript has 3 exons. Gene Ontology annotation, molecular function: protein kinase activity; ATP binding; protein binding. NCBI's taxonomy places the organism in Eukaryota, Fungi, Ascomycota, Eurotiomycetes, Eurotiales, Aspergillaceae. The coding region runs from base 1 to 2766 and encodes 921 amino acids. Gene Ontology annotation, biological process: protein phosphorylation; signal transduction. The record is from RefSeq and is a predicted model, not a curated record.
AUGUUGGCGUCGAAGAUUCAAUAUUCGGCGCCUUUGGGCAUGACAGGAUCCCAGGCCACGGCACCAACAUAUCACGUCGGACCAUCGCACAAGUCGACAACGGGGACGACUUCGCAGGACGGGAUGCUGUUUACAAGCCCAACAGAGUCGGAGUUCUCCUUGAAGGAUGGUCCUGAUGCCGUUCGGUCGUGGGAUGAGAAACAAGUGAUCAACUGGUUGCACAGCAUAAAUUGCGGCCAGUAUGAGUCUUUAUUCAGAGCAAACAAUUUCAACGGAGACAAUCUUAUUGAAUGUGACCAGAAAAUUCUUCAGGAAAUGGGUAUCAAGAAGGUCGGCGAUCGAGUGCGAAUUUUUGUAGCCAUCAAAAAGCUCAGAAACAGGAGUGUCAACAAUCUUAGACAAACAAACAUGGUGAGUGAGGUGCUGUCACAGUUGGAACCUCGGCUUACCCUGGUGAAGAAUCAACUCGCUGCACUCGAGGCCCCUACGCACGCUCCAACUUCAGACUCCUCUCGACUUACCAACCUCCGCCAACGAAGUUCGAGCAAUCGCCGUAUGUCUCGCUUAGUCGACAAUGGUUCACAUGUCUACUCUACGGGAAAAUCAUCAUCACGCCCAGGGUCUCCAUUGAGAAAUCAGCGGUAUGCUGCGAACAGCCCGAUGGAAAGUAGUCGGAAAGAGGGUUAUUUUGCUCAUCCCUCCUCCGGCGGCUCGAAUUCUGGCCGAAAUCCAGGAACACCUAGCGACGGCGGCCAUGGUCACAAAGGUGGCUUACAUCUGAGGCAAAACCCUAGCAUUGAUGGUCUGACAAUGGGUGCUUUGCCCGCAAAUUCGCCUGUUAUCAGGGUCAUAUACACUGGUGGACAGACCAAGGUGUUGGAUAUCAAGCAUUGCAAGACCGCUGACGAGAUUAUACUGUGUGUCCUCAAGAAGCUGCAGCUACCCGAGCACCAGUAUCGCAACUAUUGCUUCUACGUGCUCGACGGCUUGGAACCGGAUCCCUCAAACUGUAGGCGACUUCCGGAUCACGAACUCAUGGAGAUUUGCGAAGGGUCAAGCAGGUCCGAGCGCGGACGUCUCAUUCUGCGGAAAAUUCACGCUGGAGAACCAGAUACUGAUGAGCUCCGUCGUGCUUCUCAGCUUGCGCUGGAUGAAAGCCAAAUGACACACAUGAAUGCUCUGAGCAGUUCAAAUGUGCGCAAUCAGAUUAAAAUACAACAACUCACAGGUGAACCAUGGCAUCAUAUCAAACAACCGUUGUCGCCUGUGUCUGCCCGGCACCCUCAGGGUCAUACUGAGCAUGACCCAUCUCUCCAAUUGAACACCGAACGCCCCUCUGUGGCCAAGUUGCGAUCGUUCUUCGGGGCUCGCCCACCUAGUGAGAUGAUUAUUCAUGAACUUACUUCAUAUUUCCCCGGUCAUCAGCGUGAGGAUAUUGAAAAGACCAUGCGCAUGUCGAUUCGGAGAUCUCAACGCCUCAGCCGAGCAGCAAGUCGCCUGAGCGUCCUCAGCAAUACAAGCUAUGCAUCGAGCUUGAGGGAUGCGCCCCCGAUUCCGAGCAUCGCUGACACCUGGCUCAAUCCUGGGGCGCAACCUACACGAGCCUCGAGGCCGCUCUCGGUUUCCAGAUUCAAUCUUCCGCAAACAUCAUAUAGAGAUUCCAUUGCCUCAAGCUCUCUUCAGCCUCUUCAGGAGGAGUCUCCCAUUGAGCCGAAUCGCAAAUCAUAUGUUUCCUUCGAUAGUGGAUCGGAUGAUCCGAGUAACUCUCGCCAAAGCCUUCUUGAUGAGAACGCGAGCGUUGCAGCGACAGACGGCGGAUCUUUCAAUGAGAGGUUGAGUGUCUUGGUGGCUGAAGAUGGGGAAGAGGAGGACGAUGGCCUUAACGAGUUCCUUUCAGGGAAUAAUUUUGCACCCAAGAACUGGAUGAAGGGAUCUUUGAUUGGCGAGGGAUCGUUUGGUAGUGUCUUCCUUGCUCUUCAUGCGAUCACUGGCGAGCUCAUGGCUGUCAAACAAGUGGAAAUACCUUCGGCGACCAAGGGUACUGAGUUUGACAAGCGGAAGAACAGCAUGGUGACAGCACUUAAACAUGAGAUUGAGCUGUUGCAAGGCCUUCACCAUCCGAAUAUCGUCCAGUAUUUAGGCACCUCUGCGGACGAUCAAUACCUGAAUAUUUUCCUGGAAUACGUCCCAGGCGGUUCAAUCGCCACGAUGCUCAAACAAUACAACACCUUCCAAGAGCCGCUGAUCAAGAAUUUCGUACGUCAAAUUCUGGAAGGCCUUUCCUACCUCCAUAGUCGAGACAUUAUCCACCGUGAUAUCAAGGGCGCCAACAUUCUGGUGGAUAACAAGGGCGGUAUCAAAAUUUCCGACUUUGGUAUUUCCAAACGUGUUGAAGCCUCCACUGUUCUCGGUGCCCGAGCCAGCGGGAGCGGAGGUGGUCAUCUCCAUCGACCUUCUCUGCAGGGAAGCGUGUACUGGAUGGCACCGGAAGUCGUGCGACAGACAGCCCACACAAAAAAGGCGGAUAUCUGGAGCUUGGGCUGCCUUGUCGUGGAGAUGUUUAUUGGGGCCCAUCCUUUCCCUGAUUGCAGUCAGUUGCAAGCUAUUUUCGCCAUUGGUAGCAACAGUGCGAGACCCCCGGCUCCCGAACACGCGAGCAAAGAAGCCAUGGCCUUCUUGGACAUGACCUUCCAAGUCGAUUAUGAGAAAAGACCCACCGCGGACGAGUUACUGCAGAGCCAGUUCUUGUCUGCACCGCUGGCGUGA